Molecule: messenger RNA, 381 nt
Organism: Linum tenue
Lineage: Eukaryota; Viridiplantae; Streptophyta; Magnoliopsida; Malpighiales; Linaceae
Source: the annotation of a GenBank genome assembly
AUGAGAGCGAUAAUUACAUUUCAAGGGCAACAAGUUGAGUACUCAUCUAAUGCCGUGAAUGGUGGAUCGCCUGCCUGCCUUAUCGUGGAUGGAUGCAAAAAGCUGAUCGAUAAGAAUUUAUUGAUUGCUGAUCGAUCUUUGAUAUGUGGGACAGUAUGGGGAAGGGCCGGCCAUUCUCUCUUUUGUGCUGUUAAUGCGCAUGUUAAUUUUCAGUCCAUCUACACUCUCAGGAACCAGCGCUCCAUGGCCAAGCUGGGUGUCAUUGUGUUUCUCAUGGCACUCAUCAUCGCCAUUUCCAUGCUCCAAACUCUGGUUAUGGCUUCCCAUGGACACGGCGGCCACCACUACAACAACAAGCUAAGAGUGCCCGUCGCAGUGUAG